AAACACAUUCUCUGCAUGGCAAAAGACUGGAUUUACUGGGAAGGAAUGAUAAGUAUGUGUCUCUGAUCAACUACAGCAUCCCUCAGCUAUGUCAGUUCACGGUGUGCAUUGAUCUAAACCGGACUGCCAAUGUCAGCUCUUGGGCAGCAUUUUCCUAUGACACUGACACCACCUCCACUGACAUCAAUGACAUAGAGCUUGGACUCUCUGGAGAAAACAAGCAGUUGAGACUGUAUCUUUUUGGCACAAGACGAGACAUUGAGAUCGAUCUGGCCCUUUUUGUGUGGUAUAGCGUGUGCUUCUCAUGGGACACCAGGAAACAACUGCUGAACAUCUACUGCAAUGGUAAUCUCGUACAUACCGAAACCAUUGGCGGUGCUGAGUGCCUGAAACCCAAUGGUAGCUUGGUGCUGGGCCAUCUGCACAAAAGAAAAGAUGGUUUUAUUGUGCGGGUAAGCAACAGCUUCAUUGGCAGCUUGUACUACUUCCAAAUGUGGGACCGUGUGAUGGGUCAGGAAGAGCUGCUGGACUGCUCCAUGGGCAAUGUUGUCAGCUGGAAGGAGGAGUACUGGAACUUCAGCAGCAUCCUUCCCAUUGCAGAUCGUCACCUGCGCUGUGGUUCAAGCGAAUCAUCAUCAACAAGGGCUCCUACACUGUCCCCGUUACCUCCAACCGGUAGUACCAAUGGUACCAUUCCACUCAGCUUCUUUAAUGUUGAUAUGAACUUUUCUCUUUUCUACAAAACUGAGAGAGCUCCUGAUUACUAUGAUGCAAGGAACCUUCUUGAACACUGGUUUAGUAUCAUCUUUACUGGAGAAGAAUUUAUUGUGACAAACUUUAAAGUCAGCUAUGUCUGUAAGGCCAUUAUAAAGGCCACAUCACUUGAAAUACAGGAAGUGCUGAGUCUGAAGAUCAAACAGUUGUUGUUGAAUGACACUUAUGAAGAGGGACCAUUAUCCUUAUAUGUGAAACCUGAAGAUGUGGCUGUCAAGCCAAUAGUACUGAUGGAUUGUCCAGAAAGCUUUUCACACACAACCUACAAGGGGAAUUAUUCCUGGCCACUAACAAGUCCAGCUACCAAAGCAGAGGUCAGCUGCAGGAAAAACCCUCUGCAGUUUGCUCAAAGGAGCUGUGCAAUUAAUAUUGAACUUGAACAAGCUUUCUGGAAGAAACCAAAUAUGACUGAAUGUAAAUUACUGGAAGAACUUCCAAAUAAUAUUGUAGACCUCCAUGAUAUCAUGAUAACAGAUGAGAAUGCACAAGAUGUUGUACAGCAUAUUUUAUACCUCUUGCCAGAUGCAAAACUGCAUAUGGAAGAAUUAGAAAUCAUAGCAACUAAAAUUUCUGAUAUCGUAAGGCUUGCAGAUGUGAGCAUGACACUUGCAGAGACUAUACUGUCUAUACUAAACUAUAUUUUGCUGCAAGAAAUAGAAGAUCAGAACAUAAGAAAAAUGACCAAUAGUAUCCUGAAGACAACUGAGGAGAUCGGCUAUAAGAUGACUUACACAGAAAGAAAUAUGUCGGUGAUAACCGCUUCCUUGGCUUUGUUGGUGAUGCGUCCAGAUCCCAACAUAUUUGGAGGACUGGCCUUUGGUGUUACCUCCUAUGACAGAGGUGUGGAUCUCAAGAUCAAUGUUCAAGAAAAGCCUUUCAAAAAGGCCUUGGCCUCUGUGUUUUUGCCAAAAUCACUGAAGAAAUUCCUAGGGAUCGAGCACUCUGACCCAGACAAGCAUUCAAAGAUCCAGUUUAAUUUUUUUGGCACUACUUCACUCUUUGAGGAUGACAGUUUAAAGAAGGAGAGAUUGAAUACCUAUGUUGUGAGUGCCAGCAUUGAAAACGCAUCAAUUCAGAACCUUAAUGAGCCUGUGACUAUUAUUCUUCAGCACAUAGAGCAAAAUACGGGUAAUGCAGCAGUGCACUGCGUCUUUUGGGACUUUCAGAAGAACAAUGGACUGGGUGGUUGGAAUACAUCGGGGUGUGAAAUAGAAUAUACAGAUAUGAAUUACACAAUCUGUUUUUGUAACCAUCUUACCCAUUUUGGAGUCCUACUGGACUUAUCCCGGACAGAGAUAGAUGUCACACAUGAUCGUAUAUUAACUCUGAUAAGCUAUGCAGGAUGUGGUGCUUCUUCCCUUUUUUUGGGUAUAACACUGGUGACAUAUCUAGCCCUUGAAAAGCUGCGGAGAGACAACCCUUCAAAAAUCCUGCUCAACCUUUGUGCCGCACUGCUGAUGCUGAACUUGGUCUUCCUCACCAAUUCCUGGCUGUCCUCAUUCAACCAGCCAGGUCUCUGUAUCACCGUGGCUGUGCUCCUUCACUAUUUCCUUCUUGCAGCUUUCACAUGGAUGUGCCUGGAAUCUGUUCAGUUUUACCUGUCUCUUGUCAAAGUUUUCAAUGUUUAUGUCCCCAAGUACAUCCUAAAAUGCUGUAUCGCUGGCUGGGGAAUGCCAGCUAUUGUAAUUACUAUUGUGCUUAUUAUAAAUAAAGACUUCUAUGGCAGUGGAUCACAUUCUGAGAGCAAUCCAUUCAGCAAUUUUUGCUGGAUUCAGGAGAAUGUAGUGUUUUACAUCUCCGUUGUGGCCUAUGUCUUCUUGAUAUUUUUGACGAAUACAGCCAUGUUCAUCACUGUUCUUCUUCAAAUCCACUCCAUGAAAUCAAGGACGCAAAAGAGAUCCAGAUUCUGGAAACGAGGUUUUCUCCAAGACCUCAAAAGUGCUUUCAGCUUGAUGUUCCUUUUGGGCUUAACUUGGGGCUUUGUCUUUUUUGCCUGGGGAGCAGUGAGGAUAUUCUUCUUGUAUCUCUUCAGCAUUUUUAACACCUUACAAGGGUUCUUCAUCUUUGUGUUUCAUUGCCUAAUGAAGGAAGAAGUAGUGAAACAGUGCCGAGUACACUUCUGCUGGGGAAGAUUUCGUCUGAGUAAUUAUUCUGGUAAGCAUUGA
Molecule: messenger RNA, 2939 nt
Organism: Antrostomus carolinensis (chuck-will's-widow)
Lineage: Eukaryota; Metazoa; Chordata; Aves; Caprimulgiformes; Caprimulgidae
Product: adhesion G-protein coupled receptor G4
Exons: 18
Biological process (GO): cell surface receptor signaling pathway; adenylate cyclase-activating G protein-coupled receptor signaling pathway
Cellular component (GO): plasma membrane
Molecular function (GO): G protein-coupled receptor activity
Source: RefSeq, a predicted model, not a curated record